CAGGAAGUGCCUACGGAGGCCGGGCCGGCUGCGGAGCAGGGCCCGGGCAUGAGGUCGGGUGGAGACCGCAGGGCGGGCGGCGGCGGCGAUGAGCGACAUCGUGGAGAAGACGCUGACGGCGCUGCCGGGACUCUUCCUGCAGAACCAUUCGGCUGGGGGACCCGCGGCCGCCAAAGCGCCCUUUUCCUCGCGUCUGGGGGGCCUCGUCCGCGGCAUCACCUCGCUCACCUCCAAGCACGAGGAAGAGAAAUUAAUCCAGCAGGAGCUGAGUAAUCUGAAAGCAACUGUUUCUGCUCCUACGACAACACUGAAAAUGAUGAAGGAAUGUAUGGUGAGACUUAUAUAUUGUGAAAUGCUCGGAUAUGAUGCUUCCUUUGGCUAUAUACAUGCAAUCAAGUUGGCACAACAAGGAAACCUUUUAGAAAAAAGAGUAGGUUAUUUGGCUGUUUCCUUAUUUCUCCAUGAAAGUCAUGAGCUGUUGCUUCUCCUUGUGAAUACAGUUGUAAAGGACUUACAGAGCACUAACCUGGUAGAAGUAUGUAUGGCACUUACUGUCGUCAGCCAGAUUUUCCCUCAAGAAAUGAUUCCAGCUGUUCUUCCAUUAAUAGAAGAUAAACUUCAACAUUCUAAGGAGAUUAUUCGAAGAAAAGCUGUUCUGGCAUUGUACAAAUUCCAUCUCAUUGCUCCUAAUCAAGUACAGCAUAUCCAUAUUAAGUUUCGGAAAGCACUUUGUGAUAGAGAUGUUGGGGUCAUGGCUGCUUCUUUGCACAUAUACCUUAGGAUGAUUAAGGAAAAUUCCUCUGGAUAUAAAGAGUUGACUGGGAGUUUUGUUACAAUUUUGAAGCAAGUAGUUGGAGGAAAGCUCCCAGUAGAUUUCAACUACCACAGUGUGCCAGCACCAUGGCUACAAAUUCAGCUCUUGAGAAUAUUAGGACUUCUAGGGAAAGAUGACCAAAGGACAAGUGAAUUAAUGUAUGAUGUUCUUGAUGAAUCCUUACGAAGAGCUGAGUUAAAUCACAAUGUCACAUAUGCUAUUCUGUUUGAAUGUGUACAUACAGUCUAUUCUAUUUAUCCUAAAUCAGAAUUACUUGAGAAGGCUGCCAAAUGCAUUGGAAAAUUUGUUCUCUCACCUAAAAUAAAUCUCAAAUAUUUAGGACUGAAGGCUCUUACCUAUGUUAUCCAACAGGAUCCCACUUUGGCUCUUCAACACCAGAUGACAAUAAUUGAAUGCUUAGACCAUCCUGAUCCCAUUAUUAAAAGAGAGACUCUGGAACUUCUUUACAGAAUUACAAAUGCACAGAAUAUAACAGUGAUUGUACAGAAAAUGCUCGAAUAUUUACAUCAGAGCAAAGAGGAGUAUAUUAUCGUGAAUUUGGUUGGCAAAAUAGCUGAGCUGGCUGAGAAAUAUGCUCCUGAUAAUGCAUGGUUUAUUCAGACAAUGAAUGCUGUGUUUUCUGUGGGAGGAGAUGUAAUGCAUCCUGAUAUUCCCAAUAACUUCCUAAGGCUACUAGCAGAAGGUUUUGAUGAUGAAACAGAAGAUCAACAAUUAAGGCUUUAUGCAGUUCAGUCUUAUCUCACUUUACUAGAUGUGGAAAAUGUGUUCUACCCACAGAGAUUUCUUCAAGUUAUGAGUUGGGUGUUAGGGGAGUAUUCCUACCUCUUAGAUAAGGAAACACCAGAGGAAGUUAUAAUUAAGCUCUACAAGUUACUUAUGAAUGACUACAUUUCUUCAGAAACCAAAGCCUGGUUAAUUGCUGCUGUGACCAAGUUGACACCCCAAGCACACUCUUCUAACAUAGUUGAGAGGUUAAUCCAGGAAUUUACUGUAUCUUUGGAUACUUGUAUAAGACAGCAUGCAUUUGAAUUAAAACAUUUGCAUGAGAAUGUGGAACUCAUGAGGAGCUUGCUUCCAGUUGAUAAGAGUUGUGAAGACAUGGUGAUAGAUGCUUCCUUAUCUUUUCUGGAUGGUUUUGUGGCUGAAGAACUCACUCAGGGGGCAGCACCUUACAAACCUCACCACCAACGGCAGGAGGAAAAGCUUUCUCAGGAAAAAGUCCUCAAUUUUGAACCAUAUGGACUCUCCUUUUCUUCAUCUGGCUUCACUGGACGACAGUCUCCUGCUGGCAUUUCUCUUGGUUCAGAUGUAUCUGGGAAUAGUGCAGAGACAGGGCUGAAAGAGACAAAUAGCUUGAAACUGGAAGGAAUAAAGAAAUUGUGGGGGAAAGAGGGCUAUCUUCCCAAGAAGGAAGGCAAAACUGGUGAUGAAACUGAAGCUCCAUCUAUUCCUCAAGAGAGUAAAAUGAUGGAAAAUGUAGAUCAAACUAUAACAAACAGGGAUCAAUCUCAUGUCCUUGCCCAAUCUAAAGAGGAGAAAGAAAAGCAGCUGCUGGCAUCAUCGUUGUUUGUUGGGCUAGGAUCAGAAAGUACCAUCAAUUUGCUGGGAAAAGCAGAUACUGUCUCUCACAAGUUCAGAAGGAAAUCAAAAGUCAAGGAAACCAAAAGUGAAGAAACAAUCAGUGCUCAUAAUAUGAGCUGUCCUUCCUUUAGUUCUUCAUCAAGUGCGACUUACGAAGAUUAUUGUUUGGAUACUUUGCAGGAUAGAGGAGACAAAGAAUUAAGUACAUUUUCUCUUAAUUCAGAACUUUUGGAUUCUGAGUCACUCACAGAACUGCCCUUGGUUGAGAAACUUGCAAAUUGCAGCCUCUCUACACCUACACCUUCUUUGUUUGCUGAUAACAUGGAAGUUUUUCACCCUCCUCAAGCCACUGCAGCCUCUGUUGCCAGUGAAAUCUCUUUAGCUUCUUCCUUGUUGGAAGAUACUACUGAGCACAUGUAUUCAGAUGUUGUGGAGGUCUGUAAUAAUGAAACCAUAUCAGUAUCUUCUUACAAAAUUUGGAAGGAGGAUUGUUUAUUGAUUGUCUGGUUAGUUUCUAAUAAGAGUGGUUCGGAAUUGAAAAGUGCUAACUUAGUAAUUGCUCCUGCAGAAAAUUUCCAGAUCACUGAGCAACCUGGAUGCUGCUUGCCUGUAAGAGAAGCAGAAAGCACCAAAAACUUUCAGUAUAGUGUGCAGAUGGAAAAACCUUUUACAGAAGGCAGUCUUUCUGGUUUUAUAAAUUACCAAAUGAUGGACACUCAUUCUGUUCAGCUUGAAUUUUCAGUAAACUUAUCACUAUUAGAUUUCAUUAGACCAUUGAAAAUCUCAACUGAAAACUUUGGCAAACUCUGGUUGUCCUACGCAAAUGAUGUGAAGCAAAAUGUAAAAAUGUCAGAAUCUCAAGCUGCUCUGCCUUCUGUCCUGAAGACCCUGCAACAGGAACUAAGACUUCAUGUUGUUGAAAUUAUAGGUAAUGAAGGGCUGUUGGCUUGUCAGCUGCUUCCAUCCAUCCCCUGCUUGCUACAUUUCCGAGUUCGUGGUGAUGUAUUAGCCCUGUGGUUCAGAUCUUCCUGCUCUACUCUUCCUGACUAUUUACUGUAUCAGUGUCAAAAGGUGAUGGAGGGAUCCUAGCAGCAGCUGUGCUUAUAUUUUACUGCAUCAAAAUAAAUGGUUUACAUAGAUAAAUUUAUUUACCAAAGUAAAAAGUACUCAUGGUACUGCUGAUGAAAUAGGGAUUAUUACAAACUAUGGUUUUAAUAUGUUUUCUUUAUUCCUGAUCAAGAAACUUCCCCCAAAAACUGUAUCCUUAACCUUUUACUCAGGAUUGUACAGUAUGUUUAGGUCCCAAAAAGUGACCUAAGCUAACGUUAUAAACUGCUAUUGAUUUAUAUAUCACUUGGUGUAGAGGGACUGAAAAUAUUUAUUUUGUUAUAAGUGAUUUUAUAGCAAAUUUACUCUAAUGCUACCUGAUUGGUGGUAAAGCCAAGACUCAUUCUCUGCAUUGUUGGAGACGAGACAUGGAAUUGAUAAUCCCAAACCUAAUUCAUAUUUGGCUUUAUAAUGCAGUGUAUGCUUUUUGGUAGGAAGUCAUUACUUUCAAGUAUGUUUAACUUAGAUCAGUGUUGAACUAAGUUGGCACAGCACACACUAACAGUUCAGGAGAUCUGUGAGCAUGCUAGAUAUUGGGGGGAUGCAAUCUCUGAUACAGCUUUUACAAAUAAUUGCAUAUAAUUUGGCUACAAAAUUUGUUUUCCACUUGCAUUUGUUUUUAAAAUUCAGAAUUUAGAGUGAAUCACUUCAUUCUUAUUUUAAAAAUUCAGUUAUUUACAUAAUAUUAUCAUACAGAAACAAAACUCCAUAAGAGCACACAAUAGUAAAGCACACAGAUGUAAAAGGAUUUUCUAGUUAUGGCAGAUAUCUUAGUCAGUUACCGCUUGGGUCCUUUGACAACUUAAAAUUUGUGAUUAGAGUGUAAAUGACAAAACCAUCCUUCCUGGCCUUUAAAUCUAAUACUCCCCAUGGAUACAGCUGAAGCCGUGACUAAGUGGAUCAUACAGGGUCUUCAGUACAAUAUAUUAUUUUCAUAUUAUAGCUGUCCCUGUUUGGCUUCUGUCAGAACUAUUAUCAGUGAAAGAAGAGGUUAAGCCUAAUAUGAAUGAUGGACUGGAAUUUUGAGAUUGUAUAUUAAUGUUAAAAACUGAAAUAGUAUUUUAUAAAACCUAUGGUGCUGUGGAAAAUAUUUCUUAUUUCACUUUUUCUGACACUUCACAAUGGAAACUAUUUGGAUAAUAUAAUUUUAAGUCAUUGCCAUUAAUACUCUGGUUAAUCGGUACUUUUUGUCACCCAGGUGUGGAAUUCUAAUUUAAGUUAUCAUUAAUCAUAGCUGAUAAAGAUGCUAAAGGGAUUCCCUAGAGCUGGUAGGUUUCAUUAGUCAUUUGUGUCUAGUGUAUUCCUCCCUAAAAACAAAAGCAGUGUUUUUUAAAGUUAAUCUUUAAGUUACUGAUUUAAAACAAAUGUAAUACCUAGUGAUUUCAUGCCUUUAAAAACAUACACCGUAAAACCUUGCUACAAGAGCAAUGAUAAGUGACUGGGAUUUCCUGUAUGAAAAGACCUAUACAGGAAAAAUGAUCUUUUCAGUAGAAGAUCAGAUUCAUCUUCAAGCUCCCAACAGUGCCAUGGUGAAGGGAAUGUGCUGUCUCUGGGAGUGUGGACCCUGGUGGCUAGACUCAUCAGCUUCCGCGUUACUCCUAGUUAGCAGAACCCCCUGGCCCACCUGAUUCUGCUAUUAUCUGACAAAGAGAUAGGAAGUGCCUUCUCACUUUGUGGAGGAACGCAGUGUGUGGCAAAGAAGGUGCUCCAGGUUUUUGUGUCCUUACUUGUGUGUGUUUGGGUGAUCGCCAAGGCUGGGUCAGGUGGGGAACAGUGGGAAUAAGGUGCCCGGCAGGCAGAUGGGCAGCUCUUUGGGAGAGAUUACAAUGAGCUGCUGUGCUACUGUGUUGCAAGGGUAUUCAUGAGUGGCAGCAGGUUGUCAUGAAAGACAUGCUUGGCUAACAGAACUGUGUAAUGGUGGGAGACAGGUAAUGGCAGGUUAGGCCUGGGAGCAUGGGGGUCUUCUAGAGGGAAUGUGGUGUCACUCUUGUUUUUUCUGAACCCAUUAAAUAAAAAUUUGGGUAGCAAGGUUUCUACUGAAAUGUUCAGUGGAAUGUUUACAAUUUUUAUAUUUUUAUGGUUUUAAAAACAAAUAGUAAGACAGAGUAGAUUUUAAAGAAUAUCAGAGCAGUUAUAUUCUGCCUAAACUAACUCAAUGUUUUAAGUUCUAAAUCAGGCACCACCACCUUUUUCUACAUUGUAGAUAUUUUUGUGGAUGGGUCAUCUCUACCUUAUAGUCAUAAUUUAGCCAAGUGAAAGGUCAGCAUCUGGAGUAAAAGCUGUGGUGGGGGUACUAUCCAACUGUGUGAGUUCUGUCCUGGGCAUCUGCCCUGACAGUGCAGGCAGCAGCAGGUGUGAAUUGGGUAGAAUAAAGGCAGAUGAGACAGAAAAGCCUUAAGAACAGGUGAAGGAAGAAGGAUUAGGCUCCCACCAGCAUAGUCCGUGUGGAGGCAGGCAGGUCAGGCUCGGGAAAGCGGACCCUGAGCAAGGGUCCUUCUAAGGGAAGUGUAGAUAAGCUGAGCAGUUACCAAGUGCUGAGUGCCAAGCAUACCACAGCGUAGGCUGAGGAAGAGCAUUAUUUUAAAUAAUACUGUACUGUCAUCUACCAAAACAAUUGUGGUGAAAAUGCAGUAUUUUAUUUUUUCCUUUAUUUCAUGUUAGUAAUACUUUAAAAUAUUGAGCUCUUUGUCUUAUUUCUUAUUGAUAAAUGUGGUCUUUCAUGAUUAUGAGCCACUGGAAGUGUACUGAACCUAUACACGUCUUUAAGAUGUUUUGCUGUGUUAAAAUAUUAGGAAGGAAAAAUGCAAGUGAAUAACAGGCAUUAAUUACCUUAUUUUGGAGUUGAAUUCUGUAAUUUGAAAAAAUUCAUUUAAACAUGUAAUAAAUACAAAGUGAUCUAUA
Manis pentadactyla (Chinese pangolin) is the source of this 6424-nucleotide messenger RNA. It is a transcript of the gene AP4E1, whose product is annotated as adaptor related protein complex 4 subunit epsilon 1. The transcript has 21 exons. Gene Ontology annotation, molecular function: cargo adaptor activity. NCBI's taxonomy places the organism in Eukaryota, Metazoa, Chordata, Mammalia, Pholidota, Manidae. Gene Ontology annotation, biological process: receptor-mediated endocytosis; intracellular protein transport. Gene Ontology annotation, cellular component: AP-4 adaptor complex; membrane coat. The record is from RefSeq and is a predicted model, not a curated record. Bases 89 to 3505 code for a protein of 1138 amino acids.